This is a messenger RNA of Achroia grisella, 993 nucleotides long. RefSeq names its product large ribosomal subunit protein uL23 (gene RpL23A). Gene Ontology annotation, cellular component: ribosome; cytosolic large ribosomal subunit. The coding region runs from base 80 to 946 and encodes 288 amino acids. The transcript is spliced from 5 exons. The record is from RefSeq and is a predicted model, not a curated record. Gene Ontology annotation, biological process: ribosomal large subunit assembly; translation. Lineage: Eukaryota; Metazoa; Arthropoda; Insecta; Lepidoptera; Pyralidae. Gene Ontology annotation, molecular function: rRNA binding; structural constituent of ribosome.
UGUAAGUGAGAAUCCAAAGCCGUGAAACGUGAAACUAAAAUAAAAAAAAAUUAAACUUCAUCCAUCUUUUUUUGUCACGAUGCCUCCUAAGAAGCAACCAGAGAAAUCGGGAUCGGCCUCAGGGUCUAAACCCGCAGAGAAAAAGCCAGCUACGGCUAAGACGCCAGCCGCAGCUCCGAAAGUUACUUCUACUAGUGCACCUAAACCGGCAUCAGCAAAGACUCCUGCUCCAGCCCCUAAAGCUGCAGCGCCUAAAACGGCACCUGCAGCAAAGCCUGCACCUUCUAAACCAGCCCCAACUGCAACCGCCAAGCCUGCUGAAAAAAAACCUACAGCUGCUCCAACAGCAAAACCUGGUUCUGCCAAGGCUGCUGCCCUUAAGGUUAAAUCAAGUGCUAAGCCUUCAGUUAAGAAAGCUGCAUCAGCUACAAAGCCCAAACCCAAGCCUGUGGCUACAAAAUUGAAAAUUGCACCUAAACCUAAGAAGACAGGCAUUAAGGGACAAAAGAAGCAGGCUGUAAAACCUGUUGCUAAGGCUCUUAAAGCUCAACGAAAGGUAGUUAAGGGAGAACAUGGCAAGCGCAUUCGUAAAAUCAGAACUUCAGUUCAUUUCCGAAGGCCCAAGACUUUUGAACCUCCUAGAAAUCCUAAAUAUCCUAGGAAAUCACUACCUAAAAGGAAUCGUAUGGAUGCAUAUAAUAUCAUAAAGUAUCCAUUAACCUCUGAAGCGGCAAUGAAGAAGAUAGAGGACAAUAAUACAUUGGUAUUUAUUGUUCACACCACUUCCAAUAAGCAUCAUAUUAAGGCUGCAGUUAAGAAACUGUAUGACAUUAAUGUGGCUAAAGUGAACACCCUCAUCAGGCCUGACGGCAAGAAGAAGGCGUACGUGCGGCUUGCGAGGGACCAUGACGCAUUAGAUGUUGCCAACAAAAUCGGCAUCAUAUAAAUAGAUGCUGUAUUAUAUUGUAUAAGAAUAAAAAAAAAUACAUAAAA